GCGCCGCGCCGUCAAGAUGUGCUCGACGCCCGGAAUGCUGGCGCCAGGGGCCUCGCUGUCCCUGCGGGUGUCCUUCGUGGACGUGCAUCCCAAUGUGAUCCCGGUGCACCUGUGGGGGCUGGUGGGCGAGCGGCGGGUCGAGUACCUGCGGCUGAGCCGGGAAAUCCAGGAAGCGGCGGCCACGCGUGGCCAGUGGGCGCUGGGCAGCGCCUCGGCCUCGCCCGGCUACCUGUGCCUGGUGCAAGUCGGGCUUUUGUGGCACCGCUGCCGCGUGAUCAGCCGGCAGGCACAGGAGAGCCGUGUCUUCCUGCUGGACGAGGGCCGCACCAUCACGGCUGGCGCAGGCUCGCUGGCGCCCGGGCGCAGAGAGUUCUUCAACUUGCCCUCUGAAGUGCUGGGCUGCGUGCUGGCAGGCCUGGUGCCGGCAGGCUGCGGCGCUAGCGCGGGCGCGGGCGAGCCGCAGCACUGGCCCGCCGACGCCAUGGACUUCCUUAGCAACCUUCAGGGCAAGGAGGUGCACGGGUGCGUCCUGGACGUGCUGCUGCUCCACCGCCUGGUCCUCCUGGAGGUGCCCGAUGUGUUCCAACAGAUGCGGGAGCUGGGCCUGGCCCGGCGGGUGCCCGACAGCCUCUUCCGUUCGCUGCUGGAGCGCUAUCUCACAGCGGCCACUGCUAGCGUGGACUCCGGGGUCCCGGUUCUCUCGCGAGUCCCGCUCGAGCAAAAGCAGCCUGGUCUGGAUUAUUUCUAUUCCCAGCUGCAGCUGGGCGUGACGGAGCCCGUGGUCGUAACCCAAGUGUGCCAUCCCCACCGCAUUCACUGCCAGCUUCGCAACCUGUCGCAGGAGAUCCACCGCCUCUCCGAGAGCAUGGCCCAGGUAUACCGGGGUUCCACGGGGACAGGGGAUGAGAACUCGACCAGUGCCACCUGGGAGGAGAGGGAGGAGAGCCCAGACAAGCCGGGCUCUCCGUGUGCAUCCUGUGGCCUGGAUGGACAUUGGUACAGAGCACUCUUGCUGGAGACUUUUCGGCCCCAGCGCUGUGCCCAGGUGCUUCAUGUGGACUAUGGAAGGAAGGAGUUAGUGAGUUGCAGCAGCCUUCGGUACUUGCUGCCUGAAUAUUUUCGAAUGCCGGUGGUGACCUACCCUUGUGCUUUGUAUGGACUCUGGGACGGUGGGAGAGGCUGGUCUCGGUCACAGGUCGGUGACCUGAAGGCACUGAUACUGGGCAAGGCAGUGAAUGCAAAGAUUGAAUUUUAUUGCUCCUUUGAGCGUGUAUAUUAUGUCAGCCUGUAUGGAGAAGAUGGGAUUAAUCUGAACCGUGUGUUUGGAGUACAGUCGUGUUGCUUGGCUGACCGAGCCCUUCAGAGCCAGGGAACAGAGGAGGAGGAACCAGAAACAUCUCAGUCCCAGUCUCCUGCUGAAGAAGUAGAUGAAGAGAUUUCACUCCCAGCCUUAAGAUCUAUCAGGUUAAAGAUGAAUGCCUUCUACGAUGCGCAGGUAGAGUUUGUUAAAAAUCCUUCUGAGUUUUGGAUUAGGCUGAGGAAACACAAUGUCACCUUCAGUAAGCUGAUGAGGAGAAUGUGCGGUUUCUAUUCCUCUGCCAGUAAGCUGGAUGGUGUAGUUUUGAAACCUGAACCUGAUGACCUUUGCUGUGUCAAGUGGAAAGAAAAUGGUUAUUAUAGGGCCAUAGUCACCAAAUUGGAUGACAAGAGUGUGGAUGUAUUCUUAGUUGACCGAGGCAAUUCGGCAAAUGUGGACUGGUAUGAUGUAAGGAUGCUGCUUCCUCAGUUUAGGCAGCUACCAGUAUUGGCUCUGAAGUGCACCCUAGCUGAUACUUGGCCUUCGGGAAAAACUUGGAGCCAGGAGGCAGUUUCCUUUUUUAAAAAGACUGUGCUCCACAAAGAAUUAGUCAUCCAUAUUCUUGAUAAACAGGAUCAUCAAUAUGUUAUUGAGAUUCUUGAUGAAUCAAGAACAGGGGAAGAAAACAUUAGUAAGGUAAUUGCCCAAGCAGGAUAUGCCAAGUAUCAGGAAUUUGAAACAAAGGAAAAUAUCCCGGUAAAUGCCCACUCCCCAGGGCAUGUUUCAAAUCACUUUACUACGGAGAGUAACAAAAUACCUUUUGCCAAGACCAGAGAAGGAGAGCAGAAAGCCAAGAGAGAGAAUAAAACCACAUCUGUUUCAAAAGCUUUGAGUGACACAACAGUUGUAACAAAUGGUUCAACUGAACUAGUUGUGCAGGAAAAAGUGAAAAGAGCAUCUGUUUAUUUUCCUCUUAUACAGAAUUUAUUGGAAAUUAAGCCAGGCUCCUCUAGUAAACGAGAGCUGGAAGUUGGAAGUACAGUAGAAGUCAGAGUGUCUUAUGUUGAAAACCCUGGCUAUUUCUGGUGUCAGCUGACCAGGAACAUACAAGGACUUAAAACUCUAAUGUCUGAUAUUCAGUACUAUUGCAAAAAUACAGCUGCUCCUUACAAGGGAAACACCCCUGCUUGUUUGGCUAAGCGAACAGUAAACAGACAGUGGUCCAGGGCACUUAUUAGUGGGAUACAAUCUGUGGAGCAUGUCAAUGUAAUAUUUGUAGAUUAUGGAGACAGAGAAAUGGUAUCUGUGAAGAAUAUUUAUUCAAUUAGUGAAGAAUUUCUCAAGGUUAAGGCUCAGGCUUUUAGGUGCAGUCUUUAUAAUUUAAUUCACCCAACUGGCCAGAAUCCCCUUGUUUGGGAUGUAAAGGCAAUACAAGCUUUCAAUGAAUUUAUAGAUAAUGCAUGGCAAAAAAAUCUAGAAUUAAAAUGUACAGUAUUUGCUCUGGCUUCAAUUAAUAAUGAAGAACUGUUUAACAUUGUGGAUUUGCUAACCCCCUUUCAGAGUGCAUGCCAUUUCUUGGUAGAAAAGAGACUUGCAAGACCACUAAAAUUUCAGAAGCCUUUGGAGUCCUCUGUUCAGCUGCAUUCCUACUUCUAUUCUACACAUGAUAUCAAAAUUGGAAGUGAAGAAUUAGUUUAUAUAACGCAUAUUGAUGACCCUUGGACAUUUUAUUGCCAGCUGGCAAGAAAUGCAAAUAUUUUAGAACAGUUGUCAUGUAGUAUUACACAAUUAAGUAAAGUUUUGCUGAAUUUAAAAACAUCUCCCUUGAACCCUGGAAACUUGUGCCUUGCCAAGUAUACUGAUGGAAACUGGUAUAGGGGCAUAGUAAUAGAGAAAGAGCCAAAGAAAGUCUUCUUUGUUGAUUUUGGGAAUAUUUAUGUAGUAACAAGUGAUGAUCUGCUUCCAAUACCUAGUGAUGCAUAUGAUGUCUUACUUUUGCCCAUGCAAGCUGUCAGAUGUUCAUUAUCUGAUAUUCCUGAUCGUAUACCAGAAGAAGUGGUGGUGUGGUUUCAGGAGACUAUUUUAGAUAAGUCAUUGAAGGCUUUAGUUGUAGCAAAAGAUCCAGAUGGAACACUGAUUAUAGAACUAUAUGGUGACAAUAUUCAAAUUAGUGCUAGUAUUAAUAAGAAGUUGGGGCUACUUAAUUACAAAGAUAGAAUAAGAAAAAAAGAAAGUGAAGUGCUCCGUUCUACAACUGAAACUCUUGCAGAAAAAAAUGAGAAUAUGAAGUUGCCAUGUACAGAGUAUUUAAGUAAAUCAGUAGGGAACAAGUUACCUAGUAAAGAAAUUUUGGAAGAGUCGUAUAAACCUAAGAUCGACUCAUCAUACAAGGAACUCAAACUUUUACAAAGUUUAACAAAAACAAACUUAGUCACUCAAUAUCAAGACUCUAUGGGAAAUAAAAAUAGUCAAGUGUUUCCAUUAACAAGAGAAAAGAAAGAAGAAAUUUCUGCUGAGACACCCUGGAAAACAGCAAGAGUAGAAGCCACUCUUUCAGAGAGAAAAAUAGGAGAUUCAUGUGACAAAGAUUUGCCUCUGAAAUUUUGUGAGUUCCCACAGAAGAUUAUAAUGCCCGGAUUUAAAACAACUGUGUAUGUUUCUCAUAUAAAUGACCUUUCAGACUUUUAUGUUCAACUAAUAGAAGAUGAAUCUGAAAUUAGUCAUCUUUCAGAGAGAUUAAACAGUGUUAAAACAAGGCCGGAAUAUUAUGCAGGUCCACCUUUGCAAAGAGGAGAUAUGAUAUGUGCUGUUUUCCCAGAAGACAAUUUAUGGUAUCGUGCUGUGAUCAAGGAGCAACAACCCAAUGACCUUCUGUCUGUGCAGUUUAUAGAUUAUGGCAAUGUUUCUGUGGUUCAUACUAACAAAUUAGGUAGGCUUGACCUUGUUAAUGCGGUAUUGCCAGGGUUGUGCAUUCAUUGCUCCUUGCAGGGAUUUGGGGUUCCUGACAAUAAAAAUUCUAAGAAAAUGAUGCGUUACUUUUCCCAACGGACCAGCGAGGCUGCAAUAAGAUGUGAAUUUGUUAAAUUUCAAGACAGAUGGAAAGUUAUUCUUGCUGAUGAACAUGGGAUCAUAGCAGAUGAUAUGAUUAGCAGGUAUGCUCUCAGUGAAAAAUCUCAAAUAGAACUUUCUACCCAAGUAAUUAAAGAUGCCAAUUCAAAGUCUGUUGACAAAUCAGACAUUGACACUUCAGUAUUUCUUAACUGGUAUAAUCCACAAAAAAAAAUGGUAAGAGCUUAUGCCACUGUGAUAGAUGGACCUGAGUACUUUUGGUGUCAGUUUGCUGAUAUGGAGAAACUUCAGUGUUUAGAAGUAGAAGUACAGACUGCUGGAGAACAGGCAGUAGACAGAAGAAAUUGUAUCCCAUGUCCUUAUAUUGGAGAUCCUUGUAUAGUAAGAUACGGAGAAGAUGGACAUUAUUAUAGGGCACUUAUCACUAAUAUUUGUGAAGAUUAUCUUGUAUCUGUCAGGCUUGUGGACUUUGGAAACAUUGCAGACUGUGUGGACCCAAAAGCACUCUGGGCCAUUCCUUCUGAGCUUUUGUCGGUUCCCAUGCAAGCCUUUCCAUGUUGCCUCUCGGGAUUUAACAUUUCAGAAGGGGUAUGUUCUCAAGAGGGAAAUGACUAUUUCCAUGAAACAAUAACAGAAGAUGUGUUGGAAAUAACAAUACUAGAAAUCAGAAGGGAUGUUUGUGAUAUCCCUUUAGCAAUUGUUGACUUGAAAAGCAAAGGUAAAAGUAUUAACGAGAAAAUGGAGAAAUAUUCUAAGACUGGUAUUACUAAAAGUGCUCUUCCCUAUGAAAAUAUUGACUCGGAGAUAAAGCAGACUCGUGGGUCCUACAAUCUUGAUGUAGGACUUAAGAAGUUAAGUAAUAAAGCUGUACAAAAUAAAAUAUAUAUGGAACAGCAGACAGAUGAGCUUGCUGAAAUAACUGAAAACUAUGUAAACAUCAUUGGAACCAAACCAAGUAACUUCCGUGUCCCUAAAACUGAUAACAUUUGUGAAGGCUUUGAAAACCUCUGCAAAGAUAAAAUUGAUACUGAGGAACUGGAAGGUGAAUUAGAGUGCCAUCUAGUUGACAAAGCAGAGUUUGAUGAUAAAUACCUGAUUACAGGAUUUAACACAUUACUACCACAUGCUAAUGAAACAAAGGAGAUACUAGAACUGAAUUCACUUGAGCUGCCACUUUCUCCUCAUGAUGAAUCAAAAGAAUUCUUAGAACUGGAAUCUAUUGAGUUACAGAAUUCUCUGGUUGUGGAUGAAGAAAAAGGGGAGCUAAGCCCGGUGCCACCGAGUGUGCCACUCUCCCAAGAGUGUGUCACAAAAGGCGCCAUGGAGCUAUUUACACUGCAGCUUCCUCUCAGCUGUGAAGCUGAGAAACAGCCAGAACUAGAACUACCUACAGCCCAGCUGCCUUUAGAUGAGAAGAUGGAUCCUUUGUCUUCAGGAGUUAGUCAGAAAGCACAGGAAUCCAUGUGUACUGAGGACAUGAGAAAGUCAAGUUGUGUAGAAUCUUUUGAUGACCAGCACAGGAUGUCAUUGCAUCUACAUGGAGCAGAUUGUGAUCCCAAAACACAGAAUGAAAUGAAUAUAUAUGAAGAAGAAUUUAUAGAGUAUAAAAACAGGGAUGCCGUUUCAGCAUUGAUGCCCUUGUUCUCUGAGGAAGAAAGCAGUGAUGGAAGCAAGCACAAUAAUGGUUUACCAGAUCAUAUCUCAGCUCAACCACAGAACACCUACACUCUGAAAGCCUUUACUGUUGGAUCUAAAUGUGUUGUGUGGUCAAGUCUAAGAAACACAUGGUCUAAAUGUGAGAUUUUAGAAACAGCUGAAGAAGGAACAAGGGUUUUGAACCUCUCAAAUGGUGUGGAGGAGAUAGUGAACCCUGAGAAUGUCUGGAGUGGCAUACCCAAAUUUGAUAAGAGUCCACCUGAGAAAAGGGGUUUGGAGGUGAUGGAGAUUUAACUGUGGAUCUAUAGCUGUGGCCAAUCAGUCAGAAGCUGCCCUCGAACAAGUGGCAUCUUACCCAGACCAACAGUAUUUGAGAAAAUUGAAAACAUGUAACCACAAGAAGUUGUCAUUUUCAAAACUUUUAUAUAGGUGGAAAACAAAUUAGGUCUCAGGUUGACGGUGGAGUGUGUUUAUAGUGAUCCUGUUAUAUAUACAGAUCUGGGAUCUUUUGUCUUUAUUGUAUUAUGUUUCUAAUUAGUUGGGAGGAUUUAUUUUGCUAAACAGAUUACUAACACAUUACAUUUCAAAAAACUAUUUUGGUUCCUUUCAAAUACAGUGUUUAAAUUAAAAUAGAAAAAUAAGGGCUCAUGACAAGUACAUUAUUUGAUUCUACUUAGGAUAGCUUUUUAGCAGGAUCUCCUUCAGAAUUUUUGUCUUGAUUUUGAAUCUUUGCCUGUUUGUCUAAACAUUUGACUAACAUUCUGUUUGAAUUUGGAAGUAUUCUAAUACAAGAUUUGAAUAAAGUUUAUCCUUAAAUAAA
Messenger RNA from Symphalangus syndactylus (siamang), 6842 nucleotides. RefSeq names its product tudor domain containing 6 (gene TDRD6). NCBI's taxonomy places the organism in Eukaryota, Metazoa, Chordata, Mammalia, Primates, Hylobatidae. The record is from RefSeq and is a predicted model, not a curated record.